CACCAUGCGUAACAAUUGUCGCAAGAAUUUUGUUCUGGUAGUAAGCAUUCUCAUACUGCUGACGUACCUCUUUCUGACCUUAUUUUACGACGGUGGUCGAGGACGGUUCGAUAAUGUGUUAAAGCGAAUGGCGCUGCGGAACAGCAAAAACUUGUCCAGCAGAGUAAAUGUUCAAGAUGAAAUACUCUCAACAACACCUCCCUCUACACUCGGUACGACGCUGUUCCAGUACGUCUAUACAACGCUAGGGCUAGAUGCAAGAUAUCCAGUGCCACCGGGUGAUUUGGGAACACCGGUGGAGAUUGACCUAAACGACACGGCCAUUUCCAACCUAGUAGGCGAUGGAUUGAUCGCACAAGGACUGAACCAAUUCUCCUCCGAUCUUAUGUCACUUCGGAGACGGUUGCCCGACUAUCGAGACCCUUGGUGUCGGGCGGCUGGUCGAUAUCGUUCCGAUUUACCAUCAACAUCGAUCGUGAUCGUGUUCUACAACGAAGCGUGGUCGGUGUUGGUGCGUACGGUACACUCCAUACUCGAUCGAUCACCUGCUCAUCUAGUGCGCGAGAUAGUACUCGUGGAUGAUUUCAGCUAUUUGCCACAUCUAAAAACGCAACUGGAGGACUACUUUGCUACCUACCCGAAGAUCCGCAUUGUUCGAGCUCCAAAGCGGUUAGGAUUGAUCCGGGCACGAAUGCUCGGUGGGAAGAGCACAAAGACGGAUAUAAUUACGUUCCUUGAUGCACACGUUGAGGUUACUGUGGGAUGGCUCGAAGCCCUAAUACAACCGGUAGCAGAUAAUUGGACCACGCUUACACUUCCGACAAUUGAUUGGAUUGACGAGAACAAUAUGAAGUACCGCAACGAUAAGGCACCAACAUUCAUUGGUUCAUACGAUUGGGACCUUAACUUUGGCUGGUGGAGUCGCUCAUCUAUGAAGAAGAAGUACCCGAACAAGAUGGAACCGUUCGAUACACCUGCCAUGGCUGGCGGACUGUUCACAAUCUCGCGGAAGUUUUUCGAUCGAAUCGGCUGGUACGAUGAGGGUUUCGAUAUCUACGGCAUCGAGAACAUUGAGCUGUCGGUGAAGAGUUGGAUGUGUGGUGGAAAGAUGGUCACCGUGCCCUGCUCCCGGGUAGGACACAUCCAGAAAAAUAGUCAUCCGUACCUUUUCAAACAACCCAAGGACGUUGUGCGUGCGAAUUCGAUCCGAUUGGCCGAGGUGUGGAUGGAUGAGUUCAAGCAAAUAAUUUUCGACAUCUACGGUAUUCCAAAGUACUCCGAGGAAGAGUUCGGUUCGGUAGCAACGCGCAAAGCCAUUCGGCAGAGUGCCAACUGUAAGUCGUUCGGAUACUAUCUGGAGAACGUUUUCCCCGAAAUGCACAACCCGCUGGUUCCGGGUGCGUUCCGUGGUGAGGUACACAGUGUGCUGCUGGGCAAUGACAGUUGUUUGACGUACCGGCAGCACGAUAAUUUCCUUGGCAUGGCACCGUGUGACCACCUGCAGAAGGAUCAAUAUUGGACGCACAACUACUAUCAGGAGCUCAACAGUUACAGGAAUUGCAUCGAUGCCGUCACAAAUGUAGUGGAAGUGUACAUGUGCCACAGGCUGCGAGGCAACCAGGCAUGGCAUUUCUUGGUGGAAAGCCGUCAGAUAGAGAGUGUAGCGCACAAGCUCUGUUUAGCGUUGAACAUGACAACAAACACCACCCUUGUGCUGGAGAAAUGUGACGCUACGAAGCAGAACCAACAGUGGGACGUUUCAUACAUCGAGUUGGACGUAUCAAUGUUGAUAGAACAUUAGCUACAAAA
Molecule: messenger RNA, 1809 nt
Organism: Anopheles maculipalpis
Lineage: Eukaryota; Metazoa; Arthropoda; Insecta; Diptera; Culicidae
Product: putative polypeptide N-acetylgalactosaminyltransferase 9
Exons: 3
Coding region: 5-1801 (598 amino acids)
Cellular component (GO): Golgi apparatus
Source: RefSeq, a predicted model, not a curated record